AAAAGUCUGAAUGCAAAUCAUAGGAAAAAUCCCUGUAGAGUUGAACAAAACCUUGGAUGAGAAUUAUGCAAUGAUCAAGGAACUAUGUAAAAUUGAAAUGUGCAACUAAAUGAUAGAUAGUUUAUUGGAUCAAGUAAUUUGAAAUUAAUAUCAUUAGAAACAAGAACCUCAUAUACGAUUACAAUUUCUAUACAAUAUUCGAUAAUGGGAUUAGAAUUUAUGCUUGUCUGAUUUAUGCAUCAACUAAUUGGAGAUUAACAUAACCAACAAUAUCAAAUAUGUAUUCAAAUUACAUUAUGAUAGAGUACGGGUAAUCACUAGAACAAAUACUGAAAUAAACAAAUUUGAUGAAUAUGAAAUAGAUAUAGCAUUCUUGUGAAUUUAUGAGACCUAUUCCAAUGAUAGUUACUCAUUAGAGUUUGGAAUAUUUUACGUUGGAUUCCACUCAUAUGACCAUUUGGGAUUACAAUGUAACUCCUUAAAUGAGGUUUCGAUAUUUACUGUCUUAAGCUUAGUGUACGAAACUCUAAUAAGGUGAUCAUCAACAGAUUUUGAAUCUAUUCAAACCAGAAUAUAAGAUUGAUGGGAAUCAAUUUAAACUUUUGGUUGAAUAGAAUCCAUAAUUAGUUAGUGAUCUUAUUAAGAAAUUGCAUCAAUUGGGCAUUAAUGCUCAUGAGUAUGAUUGAAAAUGAUUACUUAGAUAUUUGGACUAGUUAAUUUAGAUAAAGAUCAGUAUUCAGGCCUUAGAAUUAGUAAAUUAAUUAUCAAAGAGCAUAAGUCUGCCAGAUCAAUUUCUUAACGUGUUCAUAACCAAAUGUAUAGCGAAUUGUGAAGAAUUCAAGAAUGUAAGUAUAGCAGGAUUGAUUAUUUAGAAUCAACCUUAAUAAUUGGCUCGAUAAGUGAGAUUGGUGUCAGUGUUCAUCAGAACUUUGAUAAAGUAGAAGGCAUUUGAUCCAAAGAAAAUAUAUGUCUAAUUACAAGGGUUUUGCUUAGAGUUUUCAUCAAUUCUGGAGGCGACUCAAUUAUUUAAAACUAUAAAAAAUUCAGUUCAAGAAUAAUAAUGAGAUAUAUAUAUAAAUAU
Molecule: messenger RNA, 1081 nt
Organism: Paramecium octaurelia
Lineage: Eukaryota; Ciliophora; Oligohymenophorea; Peniculida; Parameciidae
Source: the annotation of a GenBank genome assembly